AUGGCUCAGCUCAGUCGAUACCAGCUCCUGCGACCAUUAUCAUCAGCCUCGUCUCAGCUAUCGAUCGGCAGAAGGAGAACAUCUUCUUCCACCCUGCAGCCCACCACUUCCGGCCUCACACCCCCACUAUCUCCACUCGGCCCAGGACUGGCGUCGACAGCCCACCCAAAUGAGGAAAAUGUCAAAAAAAACAGAGCCAGCGAGCUGAUUCGUCGGAUGGAGAACAGCGCCCGAAAGACGAUCGAGUACAGGCAGAGGCUAGCUGAAGACCGUGAACGUUUGUCGAAACUAGGGUCGAUACAAACCACGCUCCAGACGGCCAAGCCGUCGAAUUUCCGGAGCCAUCCGAGCCAAAUUUCCGACCUGACGCUAGCCACGAUGAUCACGGCGACGACGCACUUGGGGCACCACAAGACGCUGACCUGUCCGACGAACCACGCGCUGAUCUAUGGGGUGCGGUCGGACAUCGCGAUCAUCGAUGUGCGCCAAACGAUGACGUAUCUGCGUCGGGCGUGCAAUGUGAUCAGGGAGACGGUGCUGAACGACGGGAUGGUGUUGUUUGCGAACGGCGUCCCUGGGAGCGAGAAGGCGAUCAAGCAGGCCAGCGAACGGCUGGGCGAGAACGGGUACUCGUUAGGUGUCCGGCCGAACGGGAAGGGCGCCUCGUGGGUCCGGGGCACGCUGACGAACGCAACAGAGGUUCUGAAGCGGCCCCGCCAGGUGGCCAAGCAGCUACGACUCGCCGCCACGCCUUCUUCCUCCUCAUCCUCGGCCGGCGACGGUCAUGCGCAGCGGAAACAACAGGCCGACAACAGCCUCGAAGCGCUCAAGUUCCUGCCCUCACUCAUCGUCGUGUUCAGUCCCAGAGACUCGCGGGUGCUCCUCCGCGAGGCCAACCUCAAACAGAUCCCGACGAUCGGGAUCAUCGACUCCGACGUCGACCCCCGCGUGGUCACUUACCCUAUCCCCGCGAACGACGACGCCGUCCGCUCUGUCGAGCUCAUCGCUGGCGUGUUGUCGAGAGCCGGCCAGGAAGGCCUCCUCAAGCGCAAACAACUACUUUCGUCGAGCUUUGCGGGCUCGGAGUCCUUGUAA
Molecule: messenger RNA, 1095 nt
Organism: Puccinia triticina
Lineage: Eukaryota; Fungi; Basidiomycota; Pucciniomycetes; Pucciniales; Pucciniaceae
Exons: 3
Coding region: 1-1095 (364 amino acids)
Biological process (GO): translation
Cellular component (GO): mitochondrial small ribosomal subunit; ribosome
Molecular function (GO): structural constituent of ribosome
Source: RefSeq, a predicted model, not a curated record